Messenger RNA from Penicillium soppii, 3045 nucleotides. Its product is annotated as putative DNA excision repair protein (Rad26L). The record is from RefSeq and is a predicted model, not a curated record. Gene Ontology annotation, molecular function: ATP binding; ATP-dependent chromatin remodeler activity. The transcript has 2 exons. Lineage: Eukaryota; Fungi; Ascomycota; Eurotiomycetes; Eurotiales; Aspergillaceae. The coding region runs from base 1 to 3045 and encodes 1014 amino acids.
AUGGCUAGUAAAGAUCCCACCGAGAUUAUUAGCAUUGACUCAGAUGAUGAUGAUUUGGAAGUGACGCACUAUACUACUCCGCAAAGUAGACUUUCCUGGGCAAAACAAGAAACUAUCCCUCCAGUAAUACUGGAGACAGCGCGUAAUUUCUCUGAGCCAUCAAGCUCGGUCAAAAUCCAACCGGUUGAAAGUGAUGACGACGUCAACGGUGGCGAGCUGGCUUACAAGAAGUUCAAAGAACGCAAGUCUCUCAAGCGCAAGCAAACCGCUGCAGCUGGGCGCAAAGCUAAAGUGCCACGAGUGAACGAAUUUGUUGGCCGAGUGAAACAAGAGCACCCUGCGCAGGGAGCCAAACGACCGUUAGAAGAAUAUGGCGCGCCAUCCUCUGAAGAUGAGCUGAUGGAGAAUACACUCCCAGGUUAUCUCAAAUCUCGGAGGACCAAGUUCGAAAGGACCCGUGAACGUUUACAAGAUUCUGGACUGAAGUUGCCGCCCACAUACGAGGAUGUAGAUUUCUCAGAUGAUGAGCGCCUAGGCGAACUUCAAGAACGGCCUGUUUUUCCGAACGUGGCACCUCAGAAGGAGUACAAAGAUAUUGAGCUUCCAUACUCGCUGGGUAUCAUUCCUGCGCCUAUUGCCCAGUGGUUGCGGCAGUAUCAAGUGGAAGGCGUUGCAUUCCUCCAUGAACUGUUUGUGUAUCAAAAAGGUGGCGUUCUUGGAGAUGACAUGGGUCUUGGAAAGACCAUCCAAGUGAUUGCAUUUUUGACCGCCGCAUAUGGAAAGACGGGCGAUGAACGAGAUGCGAAACGCAUGCGGAAGGUGCGCCGAGCUCACGACAGUGCGUGGUACCCUCGUAUUCUCAUCGUGUGCCCUGGAACUCUACUUGCAAAUUGGAGGGCUGAAUUUGAACGAUGGGGAUGGUGGAAUGUUGAUUGCUACCAUGGUGAGAACAAGGAUAUUGCGCUUGAUGCGGCAAAGUCGGGGAUGGUGGAAGUCUUGAUCACCACCUACACCACUUACAUGACCAACAAGGACUCGGUGAAUAUGAUCGAAUGGGACUGUGUUAUUGCAGACGAGUGUCACAAGAUCAAAGAACGCAAGUCUGGAACCACCCAGUCGAUGAACGAGAUCAAUGCGUUGUGUCGCAUAGGGCUCACCGGAACAGCAAUCCAGAACAAGUAUGAAGAGCUGUGGACACUUCUGAAUUGGGCCAACCCCGGGGUUUUGGGCCCUGUGAACACUUGGAAAGCACAAAUCUGCGAACCGUUGAAGAUUGGACAAUCACACGACGCAACCUUGAGCGAGCUCAGCAGGGCACGGAAAACGGCCAAGAAGCUAGUCGAGAACCUUCUUCCUCAGUUCUUUUUGAGAAGAAUGAAGACUUUGAUCGCGGACCAGCUACCUAAAAAGAUCGAUCGUGUAGUCUUUUGUCCUUUGACCGAAACACAAGCUGAAGCCUAUGAGAAUUUCCUCGACAGUGACAUCGUCGAUUAUAUCAAGCACUCCACCCAAAUAUGUGACUGUGGGACCGGCCAAAAGCGUGGUUGGUGUUGUUAUCGUUUCAUUCCCGAAAGAGAACCUUCAGCUUGGCAAGCUUAUGUCUUCCCUGCCAUCACGGUCCUUCAAAAGCUCAGCAACCAUUUGGCAAUCUUGAUCCCGCAAGGAUCGGACCCAAAAGAGAAGCAGGAUAAAGACAGAAACUAUCUAGAGCUUGCACUGCCUAAACAGUGGGAGGAUCUAUACCGCUCCCGAGACUCGAUUGUCAACUAUGCCAACCCCGAGUUCUGUGGUAAAUGGAAAGUUUUGCGCAAGCUUCUGAGAUGGUGGCACUCGAAUGGAGACAAAGUACUUAUUUUCUCACAUAGCGUGCGGCUUCUAAAAAUGUUGCAGAUGCUGUUCCACCAUACUAGCUACAACGUUAGCUAUCUAGAUGGGUCCAUGAGUUAUGAGGACCGCGCAAAGGUUGUGGACGAAUUCAACGCCGACUCUCGACAGUUUGUUUUCUUGAUUUCCACCAAGGCCGGUGGCGUGGGAUUAAACAUUACCUCAGCGAACAAAGUCGUGGUCGUGGAUCCGAACUGGAACCCAUCAUACGAUCUACAGGCUCAGGAUCGGGCCUAUCGCAUCGGACAAACUCGUGAUGUGGAAGUCUUUCGCCUCAUAUCCGCUGGUACAAUCGAAGAGAUUGUAUACGCUCGGCAAAUCUACAAACAGCAGCAAGCAAACAUUGGAUACAAUGCAAGUUCCGAACGACGAUACUUCAAAGGUAUACAGGAAAAGUCGGACCAAAAAGGUGAAAUCUUCGGUCUGAAGAACUUCUUCCAAUACCAAAACGACAACAUAGUUCUACGAGACAUCGUCAACAGAACGAACGUUGCCGAAAGCCGCGCCGGCGUACAAGUCGUGGAUGUAGAAUUCAAAGCGGAAGAAGAAACCCCCGAUUUCAGCGAACGAUCCACGAAGUCAGAAGAUGAAGCAAUGAGCCAACUCGUCUCCAUGAUCUGUGAUGAAGAGAAGCCGAAACUCAACCCCUCCAAACCCCCAACCCCACACAAACAUGACCCAGUGCAAGCGAUUCUCGCCGGCGCAGGCGUUGAAUACACACAUCUCAACAAUGAAGUCGUUGGAUCGUCCCGUGUCGAAGAAGGCCUCAGUCGUCGCGCGGAACUUGCCUCCAAUGAUAUAACGGGCGAUCUGCAUGUGUUCAUGUCGCAGUCGCAGUCGCAGCGCUCUGGACAAACCGAGGAACCUUUGAGAUUCAAGUAUCAUCCGCCAGAGGGGGUGAUGAGGCGUCAGUUCUGUAGUAUGGCCCGGCGCUUUGGGUACGCUGAUGCAACGGAAUUCGCGCUUGUUGUUGAGGGCAUGACGCAGGCGCAGAGAAGGUCCUGUCUUGAUCAGUGGUAUCGGGAGAGGAGAGACUUGCUCGUGAAUGUUAAUGAAGAGUCUGAUGAUGUCAAAAGUGAGAUCAAAGAUGAGAAACUGGUCAAAGACGGGGAUAGGAUUAAAGAUGAGGAGGCUAAUAAGGAGGAGAGCCCGGGUCUCUAG